AUGGCUUUGUUCCAGUUUUCUUUUGCACUCUGUGCACUGUCAGUGUGUGCUGUGGAUCUGGAUCCUGGUGUGCAUGUGGACAUCCUGAAGGAGCUGAAUGUAGGAGAAUCUCUCACUGGAGUUUCCCCAGUGCAGGGUUUCCACAAUGACACCAUUGCAUUUCUGUUUAAAGGGACGAGAAGGAACGUGCGAGCCUCAGCAGGAGUAGCAGAGCGAAUUGUACAGAAGCUCAGAGGCAGAGUGGAGAUGACCCUUCUGCUGACACUCAAACAAGAUAAAUUCAACUCGGGUGUGUUGCUGUCCAUCCAUCAUGGAGAACAAAGGUAUCUGGAGCUGGAAAGCAAUGGGCAGCGCAGUGAAAUCCGGCUGCACUACUGGAUGGCAGAACAGCAGAACCGCACUGAGAUUUUCCCCUACAACCUGGCAGAUGCUCGCUGGCAUAGAGUGGCCCUGACACUCAGUACUACUCAGCUGGUGCUUCAUGUGGACUGCAGCAGAAUUUAUGAGAGAAUUGUGGAGACACCAUCUAUGGACAUUCCUGCAGGUACAACUGUGUGGCUUGGGCAAAGAAAUAACGUUCAUGGAUUCUUUAAGGGUAUGAUACAGGAAGUUCAAUUGGUGUUCAUGCCUCAGGGAUACAUCUCACAGUGCCCUGAUCUCAACCGCACUUGUCCAACCUGCAAUGAUUUCCAUGGUCUGGUACAGAAAAUCAUGGAGCUGCAGGACAUUUUGGCCAAAACAUCUGGAAAGCUCGCUCGUGCAGAAGAACGAAUGAAGACUCUGGAUGGCUGUUACUGUGAGAGAACCUGCUCACUUAACGGCGAGAUCUACAGAGAUGAGGAUAUUUGGAUAGACGGAUGCAAGAACUGCACAUGUUUGAAUGGCAGUGUUGAAUGUGAGAGCAUCUUAUGUCCUGCACCUCAGUGUCCUCCAGAUACUGCGCCAGCCUACAUUCCUGGGGUGUGCUGUAAAGAGUGUCAGCCUGUGUGUGUUUUCAGGGGGAGGGUGUAUGUGGAAGGGGAACGAAAGAGCGUGCGGGACUCCACAGGAAACUGUCUGCUUUAUGAGUGCAGGGACCGUAAGAUGCGAAGAAUUGAAAGCAUUGCUUGUCCAGAACUCAACUGCCCUGAAUCAGAGCAGAUAACCCUCACAGACCGCUGCUGUAAAGUGUGUCAAGGACAUGAUUUCUGUGCGGAUGGCUACAGUAGCAGCUGUGUGGAAAACUCAGAGUGUGUGAAUCUGGAGGCAGGAGCCUACUGCAGCUGUAAAGAUGGCUACCGGGCAGUUAGAGAUGACAGCGCAUACUGCCAAGAUAUUGAUGAAUGUGCAGAGGGCAAACACUACUGCAGGGAGAAUACCGUGUGUGUGAACACACCAGGCUCAUUCAUGUGUGUGUGUAAGAAAGGCUACAUCCGGAUUGAUGACUACUCCUGCACUGAGCAUAAUGAGUGUAUAAGUGGACUUCACAACUGUGAUGAGAACGCACUCUGCUUUAAUACAGUGGGAGGACACAGCUGCACCUGUAAACCGGGGUACCUGGGUAAUGGCACCGUCUGCAGAGCACAUUGUGACGGAUUGUGCCAUAAUGGAGGCUCCUGCGUGGCUCCAGACACAUGCAUCUGCCAACAAGGCUUUACUGGGAAGAGAUGUGAAACAGACAUUGAUGAGUGUUUGAAUGGCUUUGUGGAGUGCGACAGUCGAGCCACGUGUGUGAACCUUCCAGGCUGGUAUCACUGUGAAUGCCGUGAUGGCUACCACGAUAAUGGAAUGUUUUUAUCAAAUGGGGAGUCUUGUGAAGAUAUUGAUGAAUGUGAGACGGGGAGACACAGCUGUCCAAAUGACACGGUGUGCUUUAACAUGGAUGGAGGUUAUGACUGCAGAUGUCCUCACGGGAAAAACUGCACAGGCGACUGUUUUCAUGAUGGAAAGGUGAAGCACAACAGGCAGAUUUGGGUGCUGGAUGAAGACAGGUGCGCCGUCUGCUCCUGCCAGUCAGGCUUGGUGAUGUGUAGGCGGAUGGUGUGUGACUGCGAGAACCCGACAGUGGACGUCUCCUGCUGUCCAGAGUGUGACCCUCGUCUUAGCUCUCAGUGUGUGCUCUACAGUGGUCUUCUGACUUACAACAGCGGUGACACUUGGGUGGAGAAGUGCCAGCAGUGCCAGUGCAUACAUGGCGAGGUGGACUGCUGGCCGAUGCCCUGCACUCCACUGACCGACUGCGAAUUUGUGGCAGUGCCUGAAGGCGAGUGCUGCCCCCGUUGCAUUUCAGACCCAUGCCAGGCAGACACGAUGUUCAAUGACUUCACCAAAACGUGUGUGGAUGAAAACGGCGCCACACGCUUAAGCGGCUCGACCUGGAAUAAAUAUGCCACCGAGUGCACCAUUUGUGUGUGCAAGAAUGGCCACAUCUGUUGCUCUGUGGAUCCGCUGUGCCUCUAGUGCCAUUCGACUGGCAGCUGUCUAUCU
Molecule: messenger RNA, 2466 nt
Organism: Neoarius graeffei (lesser salmon catfish)
Lineage: Eukaryota; Metazoa; Chordata; Actinopteri; Siluriformes; Ariidae
Gene: nell2b
Product: neural EGFL like 2b
Exons: 20
Coding region: 1-2439 (812 amino acids)
Molecular function (GO): protein binding; calcium ion binding
Source: RefSeq, a predicted model, not a curated record